Messenger RNA from Budorcas taxicolor (takin), 1002 nucleotides. It is a transcript of the gene XCR1, whose product is annotated as X-C motif chemokine receptor 1. Gene Ontology annotation, cellular component: membrane. The transcript has a single exon. The coding region runs from base 1 to 1002 and encodes 333 amino acids. NCBI's taxonomy places the organism in Eukaryota, Metazoa, Chordata, Mammalia, Artiodactyla, Bovidae. Gene Ontology annotation, biological process: chemotaxis; G protein-coupled receptor signaling pathway; immune response. Gene Ontology annotation, molecular function: chemokine receptor activity. The record is from RefSeq and is a predicted model, not a curated record.
AUGGAGCCCUCAGACAUCCCGGAGUCCACCACCAUUUAUGACUAUGACCCUCAGAGCUUCCUGUGUGAGAAGAGGACGUUCGUCUUCGCCACCAUCAGCACCACCAUCCUGUACUGCCUGGUGUUCUUUCUCAGCAUGGUGGGCAACAGCCUAGUGCUGUGGGUCCUGGUGAAGUAUGAGAGCCUGGAGUCCCUCACCAACGUCUUCAUCCUCAACCUGUGCCUCUCAGACCUGGUGUUCUCCUGCCUGUUGCCCGUGUGGAUCUUGGGGUACCACUGGGGCUGGGUGCUGGGAGACUUCCUGUGCAAGCUCCUCAACAUGGUCUUCUCCGUCAGCCUCUACAGCAGCAUCUCCUUCCUGACCAUCAUGACCAUCCAUCGCUACCUGUCGGUGGUGAGUCCCAUCUCGUCCCUGCGCGUCCACACGCUCCAGCGCCGUGUGCUGGUGACCGCCGCCGUGUGGGCAGCCAGCAUCCUGUCCUCUAUCCCCGAUGCCAUCUUCCACAAGGUGUUCCCUUCGGGCUGUGACUAUUCGGAACUUGAGUGGUUCCUCGCCUCUGUCUACCAGCACAACGUCAUCUUCCUACUGUCCGUGGGGGUCAUCCUGUUCUGCUACGUGGAGAUCCUCAGGACCCUGUUCCGCUCGCGGUCCAAACGGCGCCACCGCACCGUGAGGCUCAUCUUUACCAUCGUGGCGGCGUACUUCCUCAGCUGGGCUCCCUACAACCUGAUCCUGUUCCUGCAGACACUGUUGAAACUGGGGGUCAUUCAGAACUGCGAGUUCAGCCAGCAGCUGGAUUACGCCCUGCUCAUCUGCCGCAACGUUGCCUUCUCUCACUGCUGCUUCAACCCUGUGCUGUAUGUCUUUGUCGGGGUCAAGUUUCGCAGGCACCUCAAAAGUCUGCUCCGGCGCUUCUGGCUCUGCCGGCAGCAGGCGCCCAGCCUUCCCCCGUCACCUCACCCCCCAGGUGCCUUCACCUACGAGGGCACCUCCUUCUACUGA